Messenger RNA from Musa acuminata subsp. malaccensis (wild Malaysian banana), 360 nucleotides. RefSeq names its product 22.0 kDa heat shock protein-like. The record is from RefSeq and is a predicted model, not a curated record. Gene Ontology annotation, biological process: protein complex oligomerization; response to hydrogen peroxide; response to heat. NCBI's taxonomy places the organism in Eukaryota, Viridiplantae, Streptophyta, Magnoliopsida, Zingiberales, Musaceae.
AUGGCUGCGAUCGGUGCAGAUUAUAGCUUGCAGCUGAGUUCAGUGGACGAAAGGGCGAUGGAGUCUGAGGGAGAGGAGCCCUCGUUGAAUGGAGUUGCAAUGUAUCGGGAAGGGGCAGCCAGCAGUGAAUCAGAGCGCUCCUACGGUAAGUUCUGGCGCCAGUUUCGGCUACCGAACAAUGUCGAUCUCAACUUUGUGAGUGCCAAGCUAGAGGACGGUGUGUUGAUAGUGGCGCUUCCGAAGCUAGCACCGAAAAAGAUCAGGGGCCCCCGGGUGGUGAGCAUUGCCGGCGGAGACGAUGCAAGAGACAUGGAGAAGCUUCAAUGGAGCAGCAACGAAGACAAGAAGGUGGAUCUCUAA